AUGGGAAAGGAAGAAGAAAAAGAGCAGAAAGACGAGAUAGACAGGAAUGUGUUAAGGAAGUAUGACAUAAUAAAAAGAAUAGGGAAGGGAGCGUACGGAAUAGUAUUUAAAGGAAGAUGUAAGAAGAAUAAAAAGAUUGUAGCAGUGAAAAAGAUAUUUGGAGCAUUUCAAAAUUCAACAGAUGCUCAAAGGACAUAUCGAGAAAUCAUGUUUUUGUAUCAACUUAAUGGACAUGAUAAUAUAAUAAAAUUAAUGGAUGUAAUGAAAGCAAAAAAUGAUAAUGAUAUAUAUUUAGUAUUUGAUUAUAUGGAAACAGAUUUACAUGAAGUAAUAAGAGCAGAUUUAUUAGAAGAAAUUCAUAAAAAAUAUAUUAUAUAUCAGUUAUUAAGGGCAUUAAAAUAUAUACAUUCAGGUUUAUUAUUACAUAGAGAUAUUAAACCAUCAAAUAUAUUACUAAAUGCUGAAUGUCAUAUAAAGGUGGCAGAUUUUGGAUUAGCUAGAAGUAUAUCAACAGAAGUUAAUGAAAACAAAAUUCCCGUUUUAACAGAUUAUGUAGCUACAAGAUGGUAUAGAGCACCAGAGAUUUUGUUAGGUAGUACUAAUUAUACAGAAGGUGUAGAUAUGUGGUCUCUAGGUUGUAUUAUGGCUGAACUGGCAAUAGGAAAGCCAUUAUUUAGAGGUAAUUCUACAAUGAAUCAAUUAGAAAGAAUUAUAGAAAUCACUGGAAAACCAAAUAAAAAAGAUAUUGAAGAUAUUAAAUCCCCAUUUGCCGAAACGAUUAUAUCAUCUUUCGUUAAUAUUAAAAAAAGAAAUUUUUCAGAUAUAUUCCAUAAAGUUUCUAAAGAUUCGUUAGAUCUACUCCAAAAGAUGUUACAAUUUAAUCCUUCUAAACGUAUAAGUGCAGAAAAUGCACUAAAACAUAAAUACGUUGAGCAAUUCCACUUUCUUAUUGAUGAACCUGUGUGCAGGAGAAUUGUUACAAUUCCAGUUGAUGAUAGCACAAAAUUUAAAGUCAAUUUUUAUCGAAAUAUUGUCUAUAGUGAUAUCAUGCGAAGGAAAAAGUGUUAUGCGUAUCAGCAGCCCUUAGGUAAUGGUCACUCUAAAAGGGGACCUAGUCUCUUGGCCAAUUCGAGGGGCAAAAUGAGUCAGGCUGAACAGGUAUGCCAGGGGAAAGUAGCGCACGAAGGAAAAGAAGCAGAAGAAGCGGAAGAAGUGGAAGAAGUGGAAAAAGUGGAAGAAGUGGAAGAAGUGGAAGAAGUGGAAAAAGUGGAAGAAGUGGAAGAAGUGGAAGAAGUGGAAGAAGUGGAAGAAGUAAACGAGUCAAACAGAGCAAAAGAGGCAGAGGGGGUCGUAGUGGAAGAUGCAUCGGAGGAAGAGGCGGGUCAAGGAAAUAAGGAUAUCAGAAGAGAUAUUUUAGGAACCUCUGUGACGACAGGUACAGCAGUAACCGCCACUACUGCCACCAGUAGAAAUAACAAAUGGAGCUCGAAAAAAACGAAUAACAAAAUGAAAUUCUCUGAAUCGUCUAAUGCAGUUUAUUCAAAGAAUUAUGAACAUAUGAAUAUGAAGAAACAAACUUAUUCCCAUGCAGAUAAGAAAUGUCAUAAUAAAAAGGGGUUGAAACAUAAGGAAAUGAAAAAUAUUAAAAUUAGUAGUGAAAAGGAGAAAGCAGAAGCUUACUGUGAUAGUUCGUUACAUAAAUACAAUGAAAUGUCUGCCCCUCAGUCGAACGAGAAAUACUACUAUGAGCAUAAUACCAUUGAAAAUAAAAAUAAUAGAAGAGCUGACCUUUUUUAUUAUAAAGCUCUUAAAAGUAUGAACAUGGAAGGUAAGGAUAGAAGAAGAACAUCUAUCAAUAACGGUGUUGUAGGCUCGAUGGCGAACAGGCAGAAUUUUGAUAAGCCAUAUGCGAAGGGGAGAAUGGUGAUAGAGAACGUAAACAGGGGUGUUAUCAAGUGUGGAGGAAGACAUGUGGACAGGAGUGGCAGUAAAAAUGUGGAUAAAAGUGGAUGCAAAAAAAAGGAUCGAAGUUAUUUAGCUAACUUUAACGAUAUGAAUAGAAGAAAACACGAGCACCCCAUUUCGCAAGAUACUUCAUCUAGUAAGAACAGAUAUAAAGUAAAUUGCGAAUGGGAUGAAAACAAAAUGAAAGAAACGCGAAAAGGUAACUUUUGUAUGACAUAUUAUUAUGAUCUAACUGAUGAAAAACAUCAAACGAAUAAAAAAAAAAGCGGGUGA
Messenger RNA from Plasmodium malariae, 2238 nucleotides. RefSeq names its product mitogen-activated protein kinase 1, putative (gene MAPK1). Bases 1 to 2238 code for a protein of 745 amino acids. NCBI's taxonomy places the organism in Eukaryota, Apicomplexa, Aconoidasida, Haemosporida, Plasmodiidae. Gene Ontology annotation, biological process: protein phosphorylation; intracellular signal transduction. The record is from RefSeq and is a predicted model, not a curated record. The transcript has a single exon. Gene Ontology annotation, molecular function: ATP binding; MAP kinase activity. Gene Ontology annotation, cellular component: cytoplasm; nucleus.